Lodderomyces elongisporus is the source of this 2253-nucleotide messenger RNA. RefSeq lists its product as uncharacterized. The coding region runs from base 1 to 2253 and encodes 750 amino acids. NCBI's taxonomy places the organism in Eukaryota, Fungi, Ascomycota, Pichiomycetes, Serinales, Debaryomycetaceae. The transcript has a single exon. The record is from RefSeq and is a predicted model, not a curated record.
AUGCUCUCACUAGAAUUAUACAAACAGCUUCAGACGAGCUUUAUUGAUUGUGUAAUUCCAGACCUUAAAGAGGAUUCAAUUAAUCUCAAUAAAUUUGCACUACUAGAUGAUUUAUUAACAGUACUCGAAGCAUCAUUUAAAGUGGAAUUCAACACAGCUUUCUUUUAUCGUGCAAGUAAUUCAAAGAAUGACUCACAACAAAAUAGCCAAUAUUUUCCCUCAACGAAUGUAAUGCACAUCCUUUUCACGCUAGCAUCAAGGUCAGACAAGUGCAAUUGGACUGUAACACAAUCUUACACAAAAAAUGGUAUAAGUGAAUCACUCAGUCAAGUCAAACAAUCAAACGCAUACUAUAGAAAGUUAUCUUAUAAACUGUCUUUGAGUUGCAGAAGUUUAGCUUUGUUGAAGCAGUAUGUUGCCAAGGCAAUAGAAAAUCCCAUUGACAAUACUCAAUUAUAUCAGUUGUUGAUGGAUGUGAUCUCAGACUUGGUAAUGAGGCCGAGUUUCAAAUCACAAUUUCCCCACAAGAAGAUUAGCGACUUUUAUAAAACUGCAAAGCGAAAUUAUCAAGAUGACAAUGUCACAGGUGAAGAUGGAAAAAAUAUAUUGAAGAAGCGACGAAAAUCGUACACCAAUCGAUCAAAAGAAGAAAUAGAGACUGAUGAUUUGGUGUUGAGUGACUCACAAGAAGACUCUGAUACGGAAAUUCGAAUUGCAAGAUGCACAUUGGAUGGAAAUAAGCCGAUUCAAGGGAAGCAAAUUUUGACAGACAUGGGAAGGAAGAGCCAUCAGCAGGAACACGAGGAACACGAGGAACAUGAGGAACACGAGGAACAUGAGGAACAUGGGGAGCAAAUGGAGCAGCUAAAUCACGAUGCGCAAGUGGGCAAUUUACCCACAAUUGAAAAGGUGACGACACGACCUUUAGAAGCAUGGAAUGGUCUCAGAGUGUACGACGAACCAUUAUUAAAGGAUAAAUUGAUUAUUGAUAAUGGGUUUAAUAUUUGGAAACUAAUCAACUGGACAUUUUACUGUGCUGGACUUUCAUCAAACUAUUACUAUGGCGUCGAAUCAAAUUGCUCGUCAAUCUAUAAAGCAGAAGCGAGGCUUUUGGAUACCAUAUUUGAUUUUCUCGAGGCAAAUUUGGUUAUGGAGUUAAAACGACUAAUGCACCUGGAGGACCCUUACUUGCAAUUGUCAAAGUUGACGACUGGUGAGAAGAAAAUGAUGAUUUCACACGUGGAAAAUAGCUCCAACAUUUUGUUUCUGAAACUUAUAAAAACCUUGGGCCAUUUCCGAAGCCUGUACUAUGAUAGAAUAGUGGAAUAUGUUUUUAAUGGUCUUGCUGCUCGACUGACAGGUAUGCCCGAUGCUUGCUACCAACACGAAGCUGCUCUUGUAAAAAAGGAGGCAAGAGCAAAAAACACACAACAAAGUAAGAAUAGCAGUGAUUAUAGAAGAUGCAAAGUAAACGACAAUUUGGAUUCAAUGAACCUUCGGUUUAAAAUGAGUCUUGUGACACAUCACUGGAGUCUCAUCUUUACUGAAACUAUUGUUAUUGAAAAAAAAGACAAGCUUAACAUAAACCAAAGGCACUCUCCACUUGAACUGAAUAAUUUUUUAGGUUACUUGAGCGAAAAGCUUUCAACACUAGACUUUAAGUACUUUGAAGCUUUUUAUUUUGCUUCAUAUUAUGAAUCAAAAAUCACCAAAACCUAUAAAGACUUUUUUCUUAUGCAGCUAUCAUGCAAGUUUCUUCUGGAUGCCUUAUCAUCUUCAAAUAAUGAUUACAACUUGAAGCAUCGGUCAUUUUGUAAUGAUAAUGCAUCAUUGAUUGAGGAUGAGAAUCUCAAUACGAUAUUAGAUUGGAUCCAAGAUACAGCUACUUAUUCUCUGGUGACAGAAAAUGAAUUAUGGAGAAGUUUUGGAGAAUUUUAUCAGAUGUGGUUGAAGGUGAAUUUUGUUCUAGAGUGGUUGAUCCUAUGGGUAAUACAAGAUUUCAAACAACAAACUUCCCACCAAAUUUUCCUUAAGAGAUUAAACACAUUAGAGGAGGCGUUUACCGCAUCUGAUCACUUGCGACAGAAAGAGUUUUUCAAAUUUGUUAAACUUUGUACUAAAUCAAAAGAAAGGAAGAGUUCUAAUUCCAAAACCAAGUUGAGAUUUGAUAUCAAUGAAGCAGACGCGAGUUUUUACAAGGCUAACUUUUCAAAAUGUGAUACAUUUACAUCAAUAUUGAAGCGUUUCGUAUAA